UGUCUGUCUCUAAUCGAUUCCCAGAAACGCAUUUCUGAUCUGCGCUCCCAGCGCCUAUAUAAGCCGGCGCCGCCGGCUUCUCUUCCCCCUCCACAGAAAAGUAGAAAACCCUCUCCAAGCUAAAGCUAGCUACCAAUAAUCCAUUAGCCUGAAACGUCCCCACACCCCGCUAGCUGUCCUCUGAAUCCCUCUGACAAUGGCGCAGAAGACCGUGAUCAAGGUGCAGAUGAAGAGCGACAAGUGCCGGUCCAAGGUGAUGGCGCUGGUGGCGGCGUUCGCAGGCGUGCACUCGGUGUCCCUCGCCGGCGACGACAAGGACCAGGUGGUGGUGGUCGGCGACGGCGUCGACCCCGUCAACCUCACCAACGCGCUUCGCAAGAAGGUCGGCCCCGCGGAGCUCGUGCACUUCGGAGACGCCAAGAAGGAGGAGCCGGAGAAGAAGAAGAAUCCCCAAGGCACCACCGUGGUCGAGUACACGCCCUACCCGUGGCAACAUUGCCACCAGUACCCGUCGUCGCAGCCGGCACCGGUCUACGAGUGCCCCGCCUACGGUUACCACCCCCGUCCCGACACCUGCUCCAUACUGUAGAUAUACACCAUGGAGGCCGGGAAAUUUGUUGAGUUUCUUCAGGGUUUAGUUAACUUUGGUAUAGGGGUUGCAAAUUCCAAAACGUGUGAGCUGUGUUGUGCUAAUAGGUAUAUUGAAGUUUCUUAGACUGCUUAUAGUGGGAGUAACUUAGGCAGUAAUAUAAGAUGUCAACUAGGCAUUUUGGUGACA
Brachypodium distachyon (stiff brome) is the source of this 778-nucleotide messenger RNA. Its product is annotated as heavy metal-associated isoprenylated plant protein 47. NCBI's taxonomy places the organism in Eukaryota, Viridiplantae, Streptophyta, Magnoliopsida, Poales, Poaceae. The transcript has a single exon. Bases 197 to 589 code for a protein of 130 amino acids. Gene Ontology annotation, molecular function: metal ion binding. The record is from RefSeq and is a predicted model, not a curated record.